Messenger RNA from Cinara cedri, 384 nucleotides. Lineage: Eukaryota; Metazoa; Arthropoda; Insecta; Hemiptera; Aphididae. The record is from the annotation of a GenBank genome assembly.
AUGGAGUCUAAAUCACAAAACGGCUGUCGUGUUUUGCUGAAACACGGAAAUCUGAUGCGGUUACUAGAUUUAGAACGUCAAAUUAUACGGAGAGUUGACAAUAUUCCGAUUCCGAUUUCUAUGAAUCCUAUAUCGAGUAACGUAAGUUAAAUAUUAUAUCUUAUUAUUUGUAUAUUAUAUUAUUAUAAAAAAAUAUUUUAGGUUAACCCAUCGCGAGAAACAUCGUCUAGCUACCAAACCUAUUCACCGCUGUCUCCACCAAGUUAUACGCCUGCGUCUCCGAGCUACUCCACACCACACGUAAAGGAUGAAAGGGGAGUUGAUCAUGACGAUGGACCUUUCGGACCAAAAUAUAUCAAUCCAUCGAACGAAGAAGAAGAUUAA